AUGAGUGGCAAGAAGCUACGAAAUCUAUCUUACAAAAAGGCUGUGAGGAGACAAAAGUUGCUUGAACAAAGUAUCCAGUCUGCCCAAGAGGUCGAAAAAUCCUUACACUUAAUUCAUGAGUCCCUGGAAUUAAUUGACAAGCAGUUGACAGCUUAUAUUGCCGACAAAGUGGAUGCAGCUCAAAUGCCUCAGGAAGCCCAGAAAAUCCAGUCAGAUUUGACAAGUCAUGAGAUCAGUUUAGAAGAAAUGAAGAAACAUAACCAGGGAAAGGAGACUGCCCAAAGAGUCUUAUCCCAAAUUGAUGUUGCACAGAAAAAAUUACAAGAUGUUUCCAUGAAGUUUCGAUUAUUCCAGAAACCAGCCAAUUUUGAGCAGCGUCUAAAGGAAAGUAAGAUGAUAUUAGAUGAAGUGAAGAUGCAUUUGCCAGCUUUGGAAACAAAGAGUGUGGAACAGGAAGUAGUACAGUCACAGUUGAACCACUGUGUGAACUUGUAUAAAAGUCUGAGUGAAGUGAAGUCGGAAGUGGAAAUGGUGAUAAAAACAGGACGUCAGAUUGUACAGAAGAAACAGACGGAAAAUCCCAAAGAGCUUGAUGAAAGAAUUACAGCUUUGAAAUUGCAUUAUAAUGAAUUGGGUGCAAAGGUAACAGAAAGAAAGCAACAGUUGGAAAAAUGCUUGAAAUUGUCCCGGAAGAUGCGAAAGGAAAUGAAUGCCUUGACAGAAUGGCUGGCAGCUACGGAUAUGGAUUUGACAAAGAGAUCAGCAGUUGAAGGGAUGCCUAGUAAUUUGGAUUCUGAAGUUGCCUGGGGAAAGCGUUUAAAGGCUGAAAUGAAUGACAUACGCCCAAAGGUGGACUCCACACGUGACCAAGCAGCAAACUUAAUGGCAAACCGCGGCGACCACUGCAGGAAAAUAGUAGAGCCCAAAAUCUCAAAGCUCAACCAUCGCUUUGCAGCCAUUUCUCACAGAGUAAAGAUCAAUAAAGCCUCCAUUCCUUUGAAGGAAUUGGAGCAGUUUAACUCAGAUAUACAAAAAUUGCUUGAACCACUGGAGGCUGAAAUUCAGCAGGGGGUGAAUCUGAAAGAGGAAGACUUCAAUAAAGAUAUGAGUGAAGACAAUGAGGGUACUGUAAAAGAAUUAUUGCAAAGAGGAGACAACUUACAACAAAGAAUCACAGAUGAGAGAAAGCGAGAGGAAAUAAAGAUAAAACAGCAGCUGUUACAGACAAAACAUAAUGCUCUCAAGGAUUUGAGGUCUCAAAGAAGAAAAAAGGCUCUAGAGAUUUCUCAUCAGUGGUAUCAGUACAAGAGGCAGGCUGAUGAUCUCCUGAAAUGCUUGGAUGACAUUGAGAAAAAAUUAGCCAGCCUACCUGAACCCAGAGAUGAAAGGAAACUAAAGGAAAUUGAUCGUGAAUUGCAGAAGAAGAAAGAGGAGCUGAAUGCAGUGCGUAGGCAAGCUGAGGGCUUGUCUGAGGAUGGGGCCGCAAUGGCAGUGGAGCCAACUCAGAUCCAGCUCAGCAAGCGCUGGCGGGAAAUUGAGAGCAAAUUUGCUCAGUUUCGAAGACUCAACUUUGCACAAAUUCACACUGUCCAUGAAGAAACGGUGAUGGUGAUGCCUGAAGACAUGCCUUUGGAAAUUUCUUAUGUGCCUUCUACUUAUCUGACUGAGAUCACUCAUGUCACACAAGCCCUAGCCGAAGUGGAACAACUUCUUAAUGCUCCUGACCUGUGUGCUAAAGAUUUUGAAGAUCUCUUUAAACAAGAGGAGUCUCUGAAGAACAUAAAAGAUAACCUGCAACAAAUCUCAGGUCGGAUUGACGUCAUCCAUAAGAAGAAGACAGCAGCCUUGCAAAGUGCCACACCCACAGAAAGAGCAAAGCUACAAGAAGCUCUUUCUCAGCUUGAUUUCCAAUGGGAAAAAGUUAACAAGAUGUACAAAGACCGACAAGGGCGCUUUGACAGAUCUGUUGAAAAAUGGCGACAUUUUCAUUAUGAUAUGAAGAUAUUUAAUCAAUGGCUAACAGAAGCUGAACAGUUUCUCAAAAAGACACAAAUUCCUGAGAAUUGGGAGCAUGCCAAAUACAAAUGGUAUCUUAAGGAACUCCAGAAUGGCAUCGGGCAUCGGCAAACGGUUGUCAGAGCAUUGAAUGCGACUGGGGAAGAAAUAAUCCAGCAGUCUUCAAAAACAGAUGCCAAUAUUCUACAGGAAAAAUUGAGAAACCUGAAUCUGCGGUGGCAGGAGGUCUGCAAACAGCUGGCAGAAAGAAAAAAGAGGCUGGAAGAACAAAAGAAUAUUUUGUCAGAAUUUCAAAGAGAUUUAAAUGAAUUUGUUUUAUGGUUGGAAGAAGCAAAUAACGUUGCUAGCAUUCCACUUGAACUUGGAAAUGAGCAGCAGCUAAAAGAAAAGCUUGAUCAAGUCAAGUUACUGGCAGAAGAGUUGCCCCUGCGCCAGGGAAUUCUAAAACAAUUAAAUGAAACUGGAGGAACGGUGCUUGUAAGCGCUCCCAUAAGCCCAGAAGAGCAAGAUAAACUUGAAAAUAAGCUCAAGCAGACAAAUCUCCAGUGGAUAAAGGUUUCUAGAGAUUUACCUGGGAAGCAAGAAGAAAUUGAGGCUCACAUAAAAGACCUUGGGCAGUUUGAAGAGCAGUUAAAUCAUCUGCUUCUGUGGUUGUCCCCUAUUAAGAAUCAGUUGGAAAUUUAUAGCCAACCAAAUCAAACAGCACCAGUUGACAUUAAGGAAACUGAAGUAGCAGUUCAAGCUAAACAGCCAGAUGUGGAAAGGAUUUUGUCUAAAGGGCAGCAUUUGUAUGAGGAAAAACCAGCCACUCAGCCAGUGAAGAGAAAGUUAGAAGACCUGAGCUCUGAUUGGAAGGCAGUAAACCAUUUACUUCAAGAACUGAGGGCAAAGCGGCCUGGCCUAGCUCCUGGACUGACCACUGUUGGAGCCUCUCCUAGGCAGACUGCUACUCUGUUGACACAACCUGUGGUUACCAAGGAAACUGCUAUCUCCAAAGUAGAAAUGCCAUCUUCCUUGCUGUUGGAGGUACCUGCUCUGGCAGAUUUCAACCGGGCUUGGACAGAACUUACCGACUGGCUUUCUCUGCUUGAUCGAGUUAUAAAAUCGCAGAGGGUGAUGGUGGGUGAUCUUGAAGACAUCAACGAGAUGAUCAUCAAGCAAAAGGGAAUGACGCAGGAUUUGGAACAGAGACGCCCCCAGUUGGACGAACUCAUUACCGCUGCCCAGAAUCUGAAAAACAAGACCAGCAAUCAAGAGGCUAGAACAAUCAUAACUGAUCGAAUUGAAAGAAUUCAGAGUCAGUGGGAUGAAGUACAGGAACACCUUCAGAGCCGAAGGCAGCAGCUGAAUGAAAUGUUAAAGGAUUCAACACAAUGGCUGGAAGCUAAGGAAGAAGCUGAGCAGGUGUUGGGGCAGGCCAGAGCCAAGCUGGAAUCGUGGAAGGAGGGUCCCUACACAACGGAUGCAAUCCAAAAGAAAAUCACGGAGACCAAGCUGUUGGCCAAAGACCUCCGGCAGUGGCAGAUAAACGUAGACGUGGCAAAUGACUUGGCACUGAAACUUCUCCGGGAUUAUUCUACAGAUGAUACGAGGAAAGUACACAUGAUCACAGAGAACAUCAAUGCCUCUUGGGGAAGCAUUCAAAAAAGAGUAAGCGAGCGAGAGGCUGCUUUGGAAGACACUCAGAGAUUACUGCAACAGUUCCCCCUGGACCUCGAGAAGUUCCUUGCCUGGCUUACUGAAGCUGAGACAACUGCCAAUGUCCUGCAGGACGCCACCCAUAAGGAGAGGCUUCUAGAAGACUCCAAGGGCGUAAGAGAGCUGAUGAAACAAUGGCAAGACCUCCAAGGAGAAAUUGAAGCUCACACGGAUAUCUAUCAUAACCUGGAUGAAAAUGGCCAAAAAAUCCUGAGAUCCCUGGAAGGUUCAGAUGAUGCGGUCCUGUUGCAAAGACGUUUGGAUAACAUGAACUUCAAGUGGAGUGAGCUGCGGAAAAAGUCUCUCAAUAUUAGGUCCCAUUUGGAAGCCAGUUCUGAUCAGUGGAAGCGUCUGCAUCUUUCUCUUCAGGAGCUUCUUGUGUGGUUACAGCUGAAAGAUGACGAGUUAAGCCGGCAGGCACCAAUUGGAGGCGAUCUUCCAGCAGUUCAGAAACAGAACGAUGUACACAGGGCCUUCAAGAGGGAAUUGAAAACUAAAGAACCUGUAAUCAUGAGUACUCUUGAGACUGUACGAAUAUUUUUGACAGAGCAGCCUUUGGAAGGACUUGAGAAACUCUACCAGGAUCCCAGAGAGCUGCCUCCUGAGGAGAGAGCCCAGAAUGUCACUCGGCUCCUACGAAAACAGGCUGAGGAGGUCAACUCUGAGUGGGAAAAAUUGAACCUACACUCUGCUGAAUGGCAGAGAAAAAUAGAUGAGGCCCUCGAAAGACUGCAGGAACUUCAGGAGGCAACGGAUGAACUGGAUCUCAAGCUGCGUCAAGCUGAGGUGAUAAAGGGAUCCUGGCAGCCUGUGGGUGAUCUCCUCAUCGACUCUCUCCAAGAUCACCUCGAAAAAGUCAAGGCACUUCGAGGAGAAAUUGCACCUCUUAAAGAGAAUGUAAAGCACGUCAAUGACCUUGCUCGCCAGCUCACCACAUUGGGCAUUCAGCUCUCACCAUAUAACCUCAGUACUCUGGAAGACCUGAACAGCAGAUGGAAGCUUCUGCAGGUGGCCACUGAGGACCGCAUCAGGCAGCUGCAUGAAGCCCACAGGGACUUUGGCCCAGCCUCCCAGCACUUCCUUUCCACUUCUGUCCAGGGUCCCUGGGAGAGAGCCAUCUCACCAAACAAAGUGCCCUACUAUAUCAACCACGAGACCCAAACAACUUGCUGGGAUCAUCCCAAAAUGACAGAGCUCUACCAGUCUUUAGCUGACCUGAACAAUGUGAGGUUCUCUGCUUAUAGGACUGCUAUGAAACUCCGAAGACUGCAGAAGGCCCUUUGCUUGGAUCUCUUGAGUCUGUCAGCUGCAUGUGAUGCCUUGGACCAGCACAACCUCAAGCAAAAUGACCAGCCCAUGGACAUCCUACAGAUCAUUAAUUGUUUGACCACUGUUUAUGAUCGCCUGGAGCAAGAGCACAACAAUCUGGUCAACGUUCCUCUCUGCGUAGAUAUGUGUCUCAAUUGGCUGCUGAAUGUUUAUGAUACGGGACGAACAGGGAGGAUCCGUGUCCUGUCUUUUAAAACCGGCAUCAUCUCUCUGUGUAAAGCACAUUUGGAAGACAAGUACAGAUACCUUUUCAAGCAAGUGGCAAGUUCAACAGGAUUUUGUGACCAGCGCAGGCUGGGCCUUCUUCUGCACGACUCUAUCCAAAUCCCCAGACAGUUGGGUGAAGUUGCAUCCUUUGGAGGAAGUAACAUUGAGCCGAGUGUCAGAAGCUGCUUCCAGUUUGCCAAUAAUAAGCCUGAGAUCGAAGCAGCCCUCUUCCUUGACUGGAUGAGACUGGAGCCCCAGUCCAUGGUGUGGCUGCCUGUCCUGCACAGAGUGGCUGCUGCAGAAACUGCCAAGCAUCAGGCCAAGUGCAACAUCUGCAAGGAGUGUCCAAUCAUUGGAUUCAGGUACAGGAGUCUAAAGCAUUUUAAUUAUGACAUCUGCCAAAGCUGCUUUUUUUCUGGUCGAGUUGCAAAAGGCCAUAAAAUGCACUAUCCCAUGGUGGAAUACUGCACUCCGACUACAUCAGGAGAAGAUGUUCGUGACUUUGCCAAGGUACUAAAAAACAAAUUUCGAACCAAAAGGUAUUUUGCGAAGCAUCCCCGAAUGGGCUACCUGCCAGUGCAGACUGUCUUAGAGGGGGACAACAUGGAAACUCCUGUUACUCUGAUCAACUUCUGGCCAGUAGAUUCUGCGCCUGCCUCGUCCCCUCAGCUUUCACACGAUGAUACUCAUUCACGCAUUGAACAUUAUGCUAGCAGGCUAGCAGAAAUGGAAAACAGCAAUGGAUCUUAUCUAAAUGAUAGCAUCUCUCCUAAUGAGAGCAUAGAUGAUGAACAUUUGUUAAUCCAGCAUUACUGCCAAAGUUUGAACCAGGACUCCCCCCUGAGCCAGCCUCGUAGUCCUGCCCAGAUCUUGAUUUCCUUAGAGAGUGAGGAAAGAGGGGAGCUAGAGAGAAUCCUAGCAGAUCUUGAGGAAGAAAACAGAAAUCUGCAAGCAGAAUAUGAUCGUCUGAAGCAGCAGCAUGAACAUAAAGGCCUGUCCCCACUGCCGUCCCCUCCUGAAAUGAUGCCCACCUCUCCCCAGAGCCCCCGGGAUGCUGAGCUCAUUGCUGAGGCCAAGCUUCUGCGUCAACACAAAGGCCGCCUGGAAGCCAGGAUGCAAAUCCUGGAGGACCACAAUAAGCAGCUGGAGUCACAGCUACACAGGCUAAGACAGCUGCUGGAACAACCCCAAGCAGAGGCCAAGGUGAAUGGUACAACGGUGUCUUCUCCUUCUACCUCUUUACAGAGGUCAGACAGCAGUCAGCCUAUGCUGCUCCGGGUGGUUGGCAGUCAAACUUCAGAAUCCAUGGGUGAGGAAGACCUUCUCAGUCCUCCCCAGGACACAAGCACAGGGUUAGAGGAGGUGAUGGAGCAACUGAACAACUCCUUCCCCAGUUCGAGAGGAAGAAAUACCCCUGGAAAGCCAAUGAGAGAGGACACAAUGUAGGAAGUCUUUUCCACAUGGCAGAUGAUUUGGGCAGAGCGAUGGAGUCCUUAGUUUCAGUCAUGACAGAUGAAGAAGGGGCAGAAUAAAUGUUUUACAACUCCUGAUUCCCGCAUGGUUUUUAUAAUAUUCAUACAAAAAAAAAAAGAGGAUUAGACAGUAAGAGUUUACAAGAAAAAAAAAUCUAUAUUUUUGUGAAGGGUAGUGGUACUAUACUGUAGAUUUCAGUAGUUUCUAAGUCUGUUAUUGUUUUGUUAACAAUGGCAGGUUUUACACGUCUAUGCAAUUGUACAAAAAAGUUAUAAGAAAACUACAUGUAAAAUCUUGAUAGCUAAAUAACUUGCCAUUUCUUUAUAUGGAUCGCAUUUUGGGUUGUUUAAAAAAUUUAUAACAGUUAUAAAGAAAGAUUGUAAACUAAAGUGUACUUUAUAAAAAAAAGUUGUUUAUAAAAACCCCUAAAAAUGAACACACACACACACACACACAAAUUUUGAGGCAGUGCAUUGUUUUGCAUC
Orycteropus afer afer is the source of this 7208-nucleotide messenger RNA. The record is from RefSeq and is a predicted model, not a curated record. Lineage: Eukaryota; Metazoa; Chordata; Mammalia; Tubulidentata; Orycteropodidae.